AUGGUCAAUCUGGCGGCAACAUAUAGCGACCUAGGCCAAUGGGAAGAGGCUAAGAAACUCAACAUUCAAGUUUUGAAAGCCCGCAGGGCACGGCUAGGCGAGGAUCAUCCAUCUACGCUACGAAGUUCGGGGCACCUGGCUUCAACAUAUCGGAAGCUUGGCCAAUGGGAGGAGGCUGAGAUAUUAGAGGAGAUGGUGAUGGCAACUCUCACGGCAAAGCUCGGCGAGCAUCAUCCUGACACACUCACGAGUAUGGAUAAUCUAGCUUUGACGUAUCAAUAUCAAGGCAGAUGGAAGGAGGCUGAGAAUCUUGAAGCGCGGGUAAUCGAGACUCGCAAGACUUUCUUUAGCGAAGAGCAUCUUGAUACUCUCACGAGUAUGAGCAUUUUAGCCUUGACAUAUCAAAAUCAAGGACGGUGGAAAGAGGCAGAGGAGCUUGAAACGCGUGUUCUAGAGCUUCGCAAAGUGAAGCUCGGCGAAUUUCAUCCUGAUACCCUAGCAAGCAUGCAAAACCUAGAGUGUGCUUUUGGGGGCCAAGGUCGGGGUGAAGAUGCUGAAAACCUUCUCAUUCAAGUGUUUGAAGGUACCAAGUCGAAUUUCGGAAUGGAGCACCCCGACACUCUGACGAUUGUGAAUAAUCUGGCGUCGACGUAUAGCUCCCGGGGUCGGUGGGAGGAGGCCGAGAGGUAUUUCCUACAAGUUAUUAAAUCAAGGCAGGCAACAAUCGGCAAAAAUAAUCCAUCUACGCUAGUGAGCAUACAAAGUCUAGCGUCAAUGUAUAAGAACCAGGGCCAGUGGGAGAAAGCCGAGAAGCUCGAGAUACAUGUAUCGAAUGAAAGGCCUCAACCUUGA
This is a messenger RNA of Penicillium pulvis, 852 nucleotides long. RefSeq lists its product as uncharacterized. Gene Ontology annotation, molecular function: protein binding. NCBI's taxonomy places the organism in Eukaryota, Fungi, Ascomycota, Eurotiomycetes, Eurotiales, Aspergillaceae. The transcript has a single exon. The record is from RefSeq and is a predicted model, not a curated record. Gene Ontology annotation, cellular component: kinesin complex. Bases 1 to 852 code for a protein of 283 amino acids.